This is a messenger RNA of Dermacentor andersoni, 12412 nucleotides long. RefSeq lists its product as uncharacterized. Gene Ontology annotation, cellular component: postsynaptic specialization; glutamatergic synapse. The record is from RefSeq and is a predicted model, not a curated record. Gene Ontology annotation, molecular function: molecular adaptor activity. Gene Ontology annotation, biological process: signaling. Lineage: Eukaryota; Metazoa; Arthropoda; Arachnida; Ixodida; Ixodidae.
CGACGAAAUUGGGGCCGUCCGUCCUGCUGUCCAUGUUUGCUGAUGCGGCACCGCGCCCGCGUUUAAUUAUUAAAGGCCCGAUCGUACGGGUUGUUAGAAACUGUGGGCCUUGCGCUGCUGCUUUGCUGACGCCUCUGUUGAUUCAGACCUAAAUACCACACUGGGCGUGUGUAUGGGCUUUUCGUUGUUUCGGUGCUCGCGUCUGGCGCUCGACAAUGAACGCGAUUGUUUCAUUAUGGAUGAGAAGUCGUUUUGUAUGACCGCGUACUUGUUAAGCUGUUCUACUUCGCUCCAGGAAACGUAUAAUCGUCUCAGUCUUAUCCUUGUUGGUGUGGUUAAGUUCCUCGUUUACUCGUCUUUCCUCUCUUAACCAGACAACCGGGUGCGUGCUCUCAUGUGCUUUUCAAACAAGACACAUUGAACGUCUGAGACAAGCGGGCCGCACGUAAUGUGUCGCUGCUAUUUUUCAAACCGACCCAGUUGGUCCAAAUGUUUCUUUUUGAACAGUUAUUUCGUACGCCUUCGCGCUACCGGGUUACGCGAGACCGGUCCGAGCCGCACACAACACAAUCUGUCGGCGGCUUCACGGCGGUGAUCCUCGGUUUCUGCCUCAUUUCGCGCAGAUAUGAUUGUCGCGAGACUCCUCUAUGCGCGGUUCAGCAGGUGUCGAGGGCGUCGUGACAGUAGCAAGAGGAAAAAACAGGGUGCAACAACUUUUUAAAGGUGCAAUCGAGUGUCUUCGGCGUGUUUCAUUUUCUGACAAUCAUUUCGGAUUUUCGGAGGACUGCAUGAACGGUGCUUUGUCGGGUGGACGCCUUUCGCCAAGCGCCGGAUGAUGAGCUGUCCUCAGCUGGCGGAAACCGAAAGAAGGCCUCCAUCUGCCGCCGCUCCCAGUGGUCCCAAGCCCUACAACAUCUUCGAAGACCUCGAGGUGUUCGCCCACUUCGAACACUAUCGCAGCGAGAGCUACGCUCAAGCCAUCCACCUCAUGUCUUCGCAAACGAGCUUGCGCUCCGACUCGAGACACUCCUAUGCGUCGUGCGCGACAACGCUCAAAGAACUGUCAUUCAGCGCCCCCUCCUCGCCCAAGGGCAUUUACAGUGACGAAAAAUCGUCCACGCUUCCGUCGACAUCAUCAAACAUCGCAUCGUUCCCAAGCCCAAAGAAGUCGAGCAGCCUGAGCCUGUCUAGCUUCUUCCGAAAAAUAUCACCCCGCUUUCACAAAAACCGAAAGUCAAGGUCGAAACCCUGGAUAGUAGUGGAGUUUUCACAAAAGGAAAUUGAGGGCCAUGGUGUGGACCAAGAGAGCAUGGCUGACAGUGAUCAGUCUCUGGAACUUGCACUUCAGGGCAAGGAACAGUACAUGGCUUCUCAGACAGCGAGCGCAACUGGCCACCUAUAUUUCUCAGGGAGCGGAAGCCAGUCAUCCCUAAACGCAUGGGUCAGGGCAGGGAAACCUAAGGCAUUUGGUCCCUUACAUCAUGACACACAAAGGGUGUUCGCAAAGAAUUAUGGCAAUGUGAUUGCCAAGGCACGUGGUUGUCACAGCCAGGAAUGGCUACAGGGCUCCAAGGUGUCAUCAAAGCCAUCAAAGGCAUCAGCACGACCUAACCAGUGGCCUGCGUCAUCGUGCACUGGUUCUCGCCACAGCAUUGGGUCACUAAUGCCAACGGUAGUGGUGAAUUCUCCAGGGACAGUUCCAACGGUGCUAUUGGAAAUGGGCUCCUCUGAGCAGGAGGAUGCAUCUGAGCAGUCAUUUGCCAUACCUCACAGUCUGAGUGCUGGUACUGGCAGUGUCCUACUUACAGGGAUUCCAGAGAAAAGGCGGGCGCAGCCCCCCCAGUCUCUGCACCUCCCAGGACCGGAGGGGGAUCUGCAGGUGCCCCCGAUGGAACAGUUGAGCGUGCGGGUGCCCUCAACUGAGUCAAUAGGUGCCUGUUCAUUGGAUGUGGAUGCAAGCGAGUCAUCGGCACGACCGAUGAUGACCAAGGAGGCAUCGGAAGUGACCCUUCGCAGCAUGGUCAUGUCCACCCGCGACAGCUCAUCUGUGGCAGUGAGAGGAGUACUGGACAGCAACGUCACGCAGCUGUCGAACGGCUGCUGGAACAUUGGUGGAAACACUGUAGAAUCAUUGUCUACAAAAGUGCCUGAACACCGGCCAUCUUACCUUGGCAUCAGCUGUGCUAUCAACGGAUACACGAGCUACAGCCAAUUCUGCCGCAGCCGUGACAGCAGCCCUGCCCGUCCGAGCCCCCGCACGUCAGCUCCACUCGCCACAAGCCCAGGAAACAGUCUCAAGGUGGAGCCCAUCCUGGAAAUCAAGGCCAGCAAUGGCCGUGGGGAGCUCACCAAUGGCCGCCACCAUGGUCCCCAAGAGACGGCAGCAGCGCCUGAGCCCUGCAUUUCCCUUGUACAGCAGCGGAUUGCGGCUCUGUAUGGGUCAGAAGCAGCAGAGAGGGUGGCGCGUUCACGCACUCGAACGGCCAAAAGCCCACUCAAGCUGGAAAAGGCCAUGUCAAAACGCAGCCCAUCCUGCCCUGCGCAAGUCAUCCGUGGUCGCUCCAAGAGCCCACCUGUGUUCAGGCACCUGACACGUGACUUCAAGGAGCACCUCCGUUUGUCGGAAGUGUCUGCCUCGCCCGCCGAGAACUUGCCAGGGUUCAUUCCUGCGUCGACACGCCUCCCUCUUCCGAGCUCGCCCGAGAAGCGAGCUCCUUUCUCGGCGACAGCAUUACGCAUCUGUGAUGUGGACAGGGGUGACAGUAGUGCGCUAAAAGAACACGUCCUGGAAGAAUCUCGGCAUUGCCAGAUUGUGAAUGGCAGUGGUGCACCAAAGCUCAACGGGAACCACGCUGCUGCUGUUGAUGAAGUUGACAAAGCAUUGAACUUGCCUGUUCAAAUGAUGCCCACGCAACACAUGUCGUCAUCACUCCUGUCGCCCGUGUGUGCCAAGGCUCUCUCGUCAUCAGACCUGCCUGUGCGGGAGGGCCACACAUUCCUGGCCACUCUGUCAAGCACACAACAGGUCCUUGAGUGCCACAUCAGAGAUGCCGAGCAGGACCUGAAUGAUGCUGCCAUCUCGGAGGACAUGAAGGGCCGGAUACGGGCAGCGAUAGGCAAGGCCAACCUCCUCAUCACCAAGAAAUUUAAGCAGUUCAAGGAACUGUGCCUCAAAAACAUUGAACAAAAUGUUGAUGAUCCUUUUCCAACCACUGGAUCUGACUUGGCUGGCUUUUGGGACAUGGUCAUGUUGCAAGUUGACAAUGUACACAUGUUGUUUGAGGAGCUCAGCAUGCUUAAGGCAAACAAUUGGGUGGAACCCUCUGAAACAGAGAGCAAAAGAGCAGUAGUGCCAAGACCAGCGAAGAAAGUGGCUUCUCGGUCUGUGCCAGCAAGUCCAAAGAGAUCCGAGAAGGCCGAAGAAGCAGCCAAGUCGCGGUUGGAAGCACGCAAGCGGCUCAUGGAGGCCAAGCGGCAGGCUCGGCAGCAGCAGCAGUCGCAGCCAGCCAUGGCCCGUGACGAGGACAUUGCCAUUUUUGUACCACAGGAAAAGACCAACUGACUGCCCCCAGGCUGUAUUGUUAGGCAAAAAUAACACACAGGAAAGGGCUCAGCUCUGCUCGGUUGCCUCUCAAAUAACAUGAAAAGGAAAGCCUGCCUCGCACACAAGUGUUUCCUGCAUGCAAAACUGCGGCACCUGCAUUGUGGACUGCUGUUGCCUGUGAGUGUUGCGUGCAGCACAUGAUGGCGUGGCACAUUCUGACAGUCAAUGUGUGAGGUGCACAUCUCACCACAAGACUGCAAAAGCAGAACAACAAAUUGCAAUGAAAGCGAUUUGUUCUUUCCACAGAUGCCACAAGUGGUUAUCAUUUGGGCUACAAACUAAAGGUGGUCGUCAGCUAUUUGCCGCUGCCCUAGGCCUAAAAUCAUGGUAGCCCAGUUGUGGGAAACAUUGCAUCGCAUUAGCCAAUUCAAAUGACAUGAUGACCUGUAUGUGGCAGAAGAGGCCUAUGUGGUAAUUGCAGUCUGUGCACUAUAUCACGCAAUAUUUUACAUUGGCUAAAAGCCAUUGCCAAUGCAAAAACACACAGUCUGGCAUCACAACCUUCGCCUGGCCAACAUCACCAUGCAUAAUUUGUGUGCAAAACACCACCUCUAUGACUUACAAAACAGAAAGUACUUGAGGUAUAAAAUUGGAUGACAGCCUAAGCAAGAUCAUUUGCAUGUUCUUUCUACCCCCCUCUGUAGAAGGCUCUGCACAGCUCUCUUAUCAUUGUCAACACAUCUAUAGUACUUCACUCCACACAGUUUUCUUUUUAUUUCUUUCCCCCUCCCCAUUUUCAACGACACAUUUACGCACAAGGUUACUUAGGAACAUGGAUGUUAAUUUUAAACAUUCAGUUGCACUGAUUGAAGGAAAGCUACUAUGCUUACAGAGUUUUGGGACAUAGAACUGAAUCUCUUGAACUGUAGGGAUAUGUACACAGAGCUGUACAAAACGAGGGCAUGUAUUGCAAAUGCUGCAUAUAGAUGACAUUGUUGCCAUUUUAAUGAGCGCCAGCUAGGUAUAGCAGACUAUUGGCUUGUCUAGCAGCGUAAAUGCGUGUUUGGCGGAUAGUGAAUUUAUUUGUAAAUUUUCUACAAAAUUUCUCUUGCCAUUAUUUUAAUCAACACAAAAAAUAUUUGGCAGAUUCCAACUUAUUUUGAAUGCUGCUCUCCAUUAACAAAAAUGGUAACAGUAAUUUUGAGUGCUUGUCUUUUUUAAAUUAAGAUUCCUUCCUGGACAUUUUAUUUCCCAAAACACGCGAGUUUUUUCUGUGAUGUACUCGUAGAACGCACACUUCUCAAGCUUAAAGUGGGACACCACAAAUAUUUACACUUCAUUAGACGUGGCUCUCUAUUUCUGAGACUUCAAUGUGUUUAUUACAUUGAAUCAUAGUUCACAGAUGAUAGUUUUUGUUGAAAUUCUUCUUGGUGGAUGUUUAGCUGCUUUCAGCAGAUAUUGAAUGUUGUUUAGUAGAAUAUUUUAAGGAAAAAUCAAUCUAUUACCUGUCCUAAAUGCUGUCCGAUUUCCGUUUUCCUAACCUGGAGUUUUCACUUUUAGAAGAGGAACAGCUUCAUUGUAGAUCUUGCUCAAAUUUUGGGUGAUAGGAAUGUAAUCUUUACUUCCCAAAGGAAAUACAGAAAGCAGCGACAAAAUCCUACUUUCAGCGAGACAUGUUUGCCACUGUUACCAUAGGCAUUUCAUCAUUAAUGUGAAUGUUGUCGUGGGAGCUGUCAUUGUUUAAUUACUGGGCUUAAGCAUUCCACUGUGUCCUGUAUAGUCAUCAGCACAAGAUUUUAAGAUUUUAGAAGCUGCUGUUCAAUUUAAAUCAGUCCGGUACUAGAAAACAAUUAAGCCACAAUGCUACUAUUGAUUAUUAAGUCCUUUUUAAAAAUUUAUUGUUGUGGCUUACAUUAAUUCAGCGUCAGUAGCAAUAACAUGGAAAAUAUAAUAGCAAUCUUCAUAGGCAUCAUUUGUGAUUGAUUUAUUGAUUCACAAAGAAGUAUCGACACUGGCAAAUGCUCUUAGAUGGCCAGCUGUCAAUAAUGUGACAUUGUUGUCAUUACUAUUGCUGCUCGUAUCGAUUCUUGUGUCUUAAAGGAGCCCAGCAUAAGUUGUUUUCCUGUCUAUACUAUUGUUGGUGUAUUUGUCUGGUCGUUUCACUACUUUGAUGGUCAUGUAAACUAACAAUGAAACUGUAUUAAAUGGGCAAUGUGCGUUAGUAACGUUAUUUCGAUAACAUCAUAAGAGUGUGCUUAACGUCCCGAUAAAGUUCAGGUACAUUGUUAAACGGCCUUUGAAGCUUCGCCAGAGUGCUCAGAAGUGACCGGUAGAAUGUGCCAUGUUUCUUUCAUGCUCUAAUUUUUUCAGAGAUUGCGUUUUGCAGUGCAUCUUGUUUAGUAAUAGAUUGUAUUGCUCACUUCUUGCUUACUUUGUUCCUUGUGAACCACAAGUAUAUGUGAUCUCUCUAAAUGCCAGAAGAAAAUUAUAAUUUUUUUUGAUGAGAAGAACAGUGCACCAAAACUUCCACCUUUCACCAAAACUGUUCUUUGCCUUGUAGUCUCUGGAUCGGGCGCAUCACCCUAUUAGGACAGACAGUAACACUGUUCCCUUCACGGAGAAAAUUGAUUUUCCGGUGCAAUAUUGUGCAUGGACAUCUUAUUUUUUUUCCUGAUUUAUUCCACUUUGAAUGCAAACGUACUGAAUGUAAACAAGAUAUUAAACAGUGCACUGUGAAAUUACAUUUCUGUGCGAAAUUUCAGCACAAAUAAGCCAGCAGUCUUGCCACAAAAACCAUUUAUGCAAAUUACACGAAUUCUUUUUUCUCAACACAUCUGAUAGCUUACUGAUCUUAAAGAGACUGAGGUACUUGCGCAUGCUCACAAGGCAGUCUGGUCAUUAGCCUAGCAACCAACAAAACUACGUUUUAGUUUUGAAUAUUCAAGACUUCUUUUUUAAUGUCUUCAGGGAAGUCUUCAAAAGCCAUGACUUUGAUGAUAUGACUACUAUUUGAAAUUUUUGGUAGUCGUUACAGCUGGUGUACUGCUGAUUCUUACUUUGUUGAAGUAAGCAACGGUUGACAUUGCAAGACCACGUGAAAAGUCAAGUUAAGGUCUGUAAACGAGUAUUGGCACUACAUUUUCGAUUUGUCAUUAUUUUUUUUUUUGCAUCAAAUGAAAGUCUGGGAUUUCCAAACCACAGAAUAAAUACUGGCAAGCCUCAGAACCCUCUAAAUGACUUACUGCAAUACCUCUUCUAUAGCCAGUUUGUUUCAUUUCCACUGUGUCGUGACGUCAGUACGCUGAAGGUAGUCAUGUGGCAGCAGGACAUUGCGAGGUUUUGGCGCCCACUGCGGCUCCCACGUGACUGCAUUCUGCGUCAUGACACAUUAACCUCCUGGGGAACAAACUGGCUCUAGAAAAGCUAAUAUAUUAAGUUAUUUAGGGCACUCUGAGGGUUGGCAGCAUUGUUUCUAGGAUUUAUAGAGGUCUCGCACCUUCAUUUAGUGCAAGAAAAAUGAAUGGACAAAAAUAUGUCAGCACUCCUUUAAUAUGUUGCAAUUGGUUGCUGAAAAUAUUUUGCAUGUACAUUUGGCUGCAAAGUUUUGCAGAACAUUUGAUUUGGAAAGAAACCGAAUAUCCGCAAAACGUGGAUGCAUGGCCUUGAAUUCAAAAGUUUCAAUCUAACAGUUUUUGUAACUUACACAGUGAACCAUGAAAUUAGAAGUGCCAGGUCUUAGUAGAGCAGGAAUUCACAAUCGUCAGGGAACAUAUGUCCCCCAAAAUUUUGUGGCCAGCUGUACCUGCAGAUUCCAAGUGGAACCAGAUGUACAAUAUAGUUUUGUGCCGUAACCUACUGCAGUAAACUUUUGAUGCAUUUUACAUAGAGCUUUAAAGGUAAUCUAUUUAAUGCAUAUGGGUUAUCACAAUUUAUGGUUGCAAACAUAAUGAAAAAAAAAUGCUUGAAUGCGCAAUGAAAGCUAUGAACACUGUGUUCAUUUUGGUAACUCUGUAUGCAGAAUUAUACUCGGAACCUCAGUUUGAUGCAACUGCAAUAUUUAUUGAUAAGCAAGUUACCUUUCCAAAUAAGCAAACUUCAACGAGGCACCUUUGUUGUAGAAAUAUCUUGUUCGUUAACCUCACAUCGCGAUCACACACAAUACCUGACAUGUCUCCAAUGAAAAUGUGCCGGAACCGCUAAGCAAACGAGCAUUGCUAGUAGCAAUAUACAAGUAAGGCUGCCAUGCAAUAUGUAUAUGACUCACUUCUAUCAAAAAUACAGACUACUCCUUUUAAGAAAAAUUCUAUUAAAAGAAAGUUGCAGCUAUUUUCUUCCAUGUUCAAGUACCUAUGUGUAGAACUCGGAAAUGUAAAGCUCGUGGAAACCACUGGACUGUCUCAAAAAAAAAUUCGUUCUCUCCCUAUACAGACGUGUGAAAUGCAGAAUUGAUCUUAUUAGGCAAUUGUUGCGCCUUCCUGAAUCAAAUUUGUUGCAUUUAGAAGAAAAGGUUUAAUUCCAGCGACACUUACAGCAGAUCUUUUUAUUUAGCUGAGAAGUUUUCUUUUUUGUCAUUGUUAUCAGCAACUUUUAAAAAAAUACACUUGGAGUUUACAUCUUCAUAAUGUCACAAUAAAACAGAUAUAUCACAAUUCUGUAAUGUGCAGAAUGCAGCUUACAGAAAUGUGGUAUCAAUUCUUAAUGCGGAGUCAGGAGUUGGACUCUGUUUUUUAUCAGAGAGUUUUAGAUUUUGCAUAUGCAAAGUUAGGGGACGCAAACUGCCCGGUUUACAAAACUCCAGAAAAGUACAAAAGGAUGCAAGCCGGGCUUGGUGUUUUAUUUAUGCAAAAUCUAAAGCUCCCUAUAAUAUUUGCAUAUUUUCAGCAAUUUUUGUUUUGUUUGAAGACCAAAGUCUACAUUUUCUCCAAACAUCCACUAAAGUUUAAAAAAUUUUAAGCAAUCUUUAUCAGAAAUAAUUUAGUGGCCAGCUGAUGAGAGACUUUUGGCAGUUGAUGUGUACUUGAAUAGAAAAAUUUGAUCUGGCCCCAAACUAAAGCUUCCUUUCGGGUAAGCCUAAGUCUCUGGUACAAUUCAGAGCUCUUUGUAGCCUCCAAUAUGCCCAAAGCACAUCCGUUAAGCCGAACUUCGGAAACUUUGAAUGCAUUUCCACAAGCCCUUCACAUUCUUCUUGAAAGGAGUUUACUGUGGAGCUCAGGACAGCAUGACUUACAUGGAUGUCUAAACUCUUAUGACCCUUCAUUAUGGGCUAAUAAGAAGGGAAACUGUGUGUUUCUAUCAGCUGCUUAUGGGUGAUGUGUCACACGUGGAACACGCUUAGUUUUCCACUGCUGAUUGCCUUUUACGUGAGCACUUUUUAAAAAGAUCCAGAAUAAAAUAUUGUCAAGCAGAAUUGUGGUAUACAUUUCAAGCAACACACAGAGAUUUAGGAUAACAGAUCACUGAUGUGCGGGCUUAUACUGGAGCACAUAUCCAACAAGUGGCAACUGCUACUAUUACUAGUGGCAACAUCUUGCGAUGCUGCCUUCGCCCAUAUAGUGCACUAUGUUGAAUAAAUAAGAGUGCCAGGUAUACAUGACUCUUUGUGCUAAAACUGCUGACUCUUUCCUGCUCUAAUUUGGUACAGAGGCAAUAUUCACUGCCGGAUCCAAAGAUUGGAUUCUGCUAGCCCCCCUCAACAUAUAAUGGCAUUUCCGCACUCACAAUACAGAACAUGCUGCCCCCUGCUCGCCUUGACUGCCCUGGACCUACCCUUGGUAGCAAUUUUCAAUGAGUUUAGUUUAAUACCAUAUUUGUAGGCAAAUAAUUACAGGUUUCAUCCACAAUAAAUCCAAAGCACAUGACUUUACUCAAAAAAUUUUUUAUUCUGCUGCGUAGGAAGCGCCAUCUGUCAUGGCAACCUUCAAAACACUAUGUUCACCACAGCUGCGAAGGAUGGCGCUUUCAUUCCGCUGACAUGUUCUCUGAGGCGAGUCACUGCAGUCAGCAAACACUUUAGAUUUAUUGUGGACAAAGGUGGUGGGAGAGGUGGUAAGUAAUGCCUGCAAAGUAUUCAACUAAACUUGCUGCAAGACGAUACCUCUGAACAAAAUUAACGAAAAGUAAGCGGUUUAGCGACAAGGAGUCAUUUAUACCUGGUGCCACUAUUUAUGCAACAGUUGGUAGAUCAAAACAUUCUUUUGUUGCACAACCUUUUCCAUAGAACGAGUACAUAUACAAAAGUACUUUCUGCAGUGAUUAUGCUGCCACCACCUUGUUUCCACCACCAAAUGUGUGGAAUUGCAGUUAGUCAAUGUUGUAGGAAUUCAGUGUGCUUUGGUAAAACACGAAAAGCCUCAGCGUGGGGCCGCGGCAGCUGCAUUUCGAUGGGAGCGAAACGCGAAAAUACCCGUGCACUUAGAUCAGGUGCACGGGUAUUUCCAGGUGGUGCAUAUUUUCGGACUCCCCCACUACAACUUGCCUCUACAGCUUGCCUCAUAAUCAGAUCACGGUUUUGGCGAGUAAAACCCUAUAAUUAAACUUUUAUAGAGUUCCCUGCAAUAAUUACUAGAAAAAAGUCUGACGCUGCGAUCAUUCAGCUCCCGUGGGAAUGAUGGUUAGUACAUGGAUUUCUCUGAUCAUCUUGCUUGUGGAUUCAGACAUCCUUGUGGCUUCGUUUAUUACACUUUAGCUGCCUUCAUUGUUCUAUAUUUCAAAGUAAUGUAUUCUUUUCUAAAUGUAAAAGACUAUAUAACAUGCAUAAUCGCAUCUAAUUGCAAUGGUUCAGCCUAUCAAGAUUGCCAAAUUGAAAAUGUGCCAAGCAUCUCAACGCGCUGGCUUGCUUGCGAGAAAUUCACAAGGGGGUUCAAUGCCACCUGUUGUUGCCUGCAUCCGUGGUACAAUGGUUUCACUAUCUGGCUUCUGUUCUAGAGGUCCUGUGUUCAAAUCCUGCCAUCAAACAGUUUGAAUAAUGUUUAAUUAUAACACAGUACUUUGUUGAAAAUUAUGAGUUUACAAAUCGCAAGGCGAUUUGAAGCCAGAAGGACAAAGUUCAGGUAAAUCUAUGUAUUAAAUAUCAUUCUCUCACUAGCUGAACUGUGCUUUGCUUGCAGCUCCUGUAGACACUAGUGCCGGAGUUCCCUCUAGUAAUUAAUGUAUAAAACUCUGACUUUAAUGGUACAUUUGACUGGUUCAUACCGCGCUCCAGCUUGGUUUGCAGCAAUGCAGUACCUUCUCGAACAUGAAUCCUGUGAAAACCUGUCCCAGAACAAUGUUUAGCUGCUUCCAGAGUAAUGGAAGUUGCCGUGUAAUUGGGUUAUCCUGUUGGAUCUCAGUCACGCUGCCAGCUUGAAGGUACAAGUGCUUCUGAGCACUGUAAGAUGAACCAGACGAAUGUGUUCCGAGUAUUGAUUACGACCAGCCAAAUGUAAGCCGCAUGGCCAAAGCGCUCAAAAGCAACCAGUUGGGUGUGCCAUAAAUCUCCCAUAUACCAGUGGACCCUUUGUUUUGUUUGGUAAAACGCAGUGCGACAAUGUGGCACCACCAACACAGCUGCUUGAAUUCCAUUUUCCAGUAUUUCAGUACAGCCGUGUGCUUGUUGUAUGCUAAAACUAAACUAUGCUAAAAUUGUCUUAAGCCACUUUCAUGAACAUAUUUGGCAGGUAAGAAGAGAACUUGCAAGUAAAAUCAAAAGCGAACUCCAGCACUCUGUGCGUAUCUGCCAUGCUUCAUUGCCUGUGCACGAUGACUCUGGUGAAAUCACAGUAUAUUGGCCAUAAUUUUUGUAGGUGUUGUUUGUUUCUUUUCCUCCUGUUCCCAUCUUUGUGAAAACAACCACCUUUUCUUAAAGCCAUGCUGGGCUGCAGAGAAAAGGCCGAUUUCAUUUGAAAGUGCAAAAAAAAAGAAAGGUGCUCAAGGACCAUUAAAAACCCAUCCUUCACAGAUUGUUCUGAGCGUGUUGCAUAUUUUUCUUAAGCCUGUAUAACCAGCUCAUCUUUUACAUUCCGCAGGGUUGAUGUUGCUAUUGCAUACUUUUUAGCCUCGUGUGUACUCUUCUUGCCCAAGAUAUUUUGUAUGCGCGACUUCUUUUUUAUUACAUGUUGCGCGAGUAUUUAUUUGGAUAUCUUUGGCACUGUUGUCAAGUCUUUUUUUCAUAGGGUGUGCCACUGCAACUUGUGAAAGCUUUUUUUUUUUCAGCAGUGCAUGUAAAUGAGCACGAAAGGGACCUUGUAACAGCAGUGCGAUAAGAAAAGAAAUUAACUAAACACUCUUGUGCUAAAAUUAUCAGCUCCUGCCUUUCUACAUGUUGUCAAGUUGUCAUGAAAACAGUACUUCAAGUUUAGCAGGUGUCAUUGUAUAAAGUAGUUCUUAUUUAUUUAGCUUAGCAGUGCUAUUCAGUUUGUCCUGUUUUGCUUGAUUGUGUUUAAUAGUUUGUUAGUGAGUGCAUGAAAGUUGCAGUGUCGCAUUCGUUCUUGGUUGCAGUGUCUUCAUUCUUGUAUGUGAUGUAACUUUCACUCACACGAACUGCAUAGCUUAGGGAGGCAUUUGCUGGUGUUAAUGAUAAUGCCACACCUGCAAGCUAAACAGUGUUGUUUCAUGCCUAAUCGCUUUUCUUCUGAAAUGGAAUCUGUGCUUCUUUUGUUUCUUUUUUUUUUUUUACUGCCAUGAAUAAUUUUACUGUUGAGUGUACCACUGUAGAUAACUCGUCUUGGACAAGAGAUUCCCCAGAAGUGUUGUUCUUCCACACAUUAUUCUCCAGGUUGAAUAAAGAGCAGCGUGGUGUGAGUGAAUUUCUCAUGCCACUGCAGAAAGCGUUUUUCAUACAUGGGUAUGUUGACAAUUCGCUUUGCAAGGAAUAAAUUGCAUAAAUGAUUA